This is a messenger RNA of Tribolium castaneum (red flour beetle), 2476 nucleotides long. It is a transcript of the gene Dredd, whose product is annotated as Death related ced-3/Nedd2-like caspase. The record is from RefSeq and is a predicted model, not a curated record. The transcript is spliced from 7 exons. Gene Ontology annotation, molecular function: cysteine-type endopeptidase activity; protein binding. Gene Ontology annotation, biological process: proteolysis; regulation of apoptotic process. Bases 113 to 1882 code for a protein of 589 amino acids. Lineage: Eukaryota; Metazoa; Arthropoda; Insecta; Coleoptera; Tenebrionidae.
UUUGAUUAAAACCUAGGGAUUUUUCGCAUGGAUGCCAUCACGGGGAAGUCCCUUGUUGAGUUACGUGUUUUAAUCAGUUUAUCGAAUUAAUUGUUAUUUAAAACCAACGACAAUGGGUGGAUUGUUUUCAAGCCAAGGAAAUGAUUAUUCCGACGAUUCGUGUUCCGAAGAGGAAAGCAACGAGGUGUCGUGCAAAAAUCAACCUACCUUUGAUGAGGACAAUUGUUUGGACUCCACUGACACCAUAGACGCCAGUUUAUCGCAACCAGCGAUGCCAAUAACGCUAAAUGUGGACCAAGUUAUGUCCAUUGAAAACGACUUGGAUGACUACGAGAAGGUGGCCCUUGUGUUUUUGAUUUACGAAGACCCCAAAUCUGCGUUUGUUCAACUAACGAAAUUGCUCCAAGGGUCCCAUGACAAACUCUUGUAUAAUUGGGCAAUUCAUGAGAACUUAGCCGGUCGGAAGUGGCAAGAAAAGCUGGUUGAGGCACUUUGCAUCAUCCAGAAUUACCAAAUCAUAUCAAGUUUGGGCUUCAAACGGGAGGAUUUAACCGCUCGGUUUUUACCGCACCACAUUUUCACGUACGCCUAUGUGAACAAAGUCAGAAAGGCCCUCUAUUUCGUCUGCGAGGCGUUGCAGCAGAAGGACGUUGAGAAUUUGCUCAACUUGGCGUGUAAGGACUUCAGGGAGAAGGGGCUGGAUUUUAAGUGCAUUAAUGCGCAAUUUUUGGAGUUGUAUUUGCUGCAUUGGGAGACUGUGGGGUACGUAAAACUGGACGAUUUGAGUAAUUUGUGUAGAGUUCUCAAGCAAAUUGACCAGUUGGAUAUUUGUGAUAAACUGAGAGAAAUUGUGCCAAUUGUGCACAAAUCUGCUGAGAGUAGAAGUGUAGAUAAAAGAGUAGAUUCUAGUGAGAGUGAAAAAAGACAGUCAGUGAGUGUGUUUGAGGGAAUUUUAGAUCCAAAGUCCAGUUUGCUUAGUCUGGCCUCGCUGGAGACGUCGCAUAUCAGUGCAGACAAUGCAGCUUUUGUCAGCGAUGAAAAUAAAUAUUUUAUUGAUCCAGAAAGACCUGGCAUUUGUUUGAUCAUCAAUCAAGAGAAUUUCUACAGAGAAGUGGACAGAAAAUAUCGACACUUGCUUCCACGCCGGGACAACAAAUUAGAACUUAGGAUUGGUACACAAUACGACCGAGACAAGCUUGAAGCCACUUUCCGACAAUUUGGUUUCAAAACUAUUGUAGAAAAUAAUCUCACUCAUUUGGAAAUGCUACGAAAAAUAGAAGAAGUAGUGCAAAGCGUUAACGAUGAGUCGAGCCUUUUCAUUUCUAUAAUGUCUCAUGGUGAUGUAGGUGUCGUUUACGGCGUUAAUAGUUGCCAAGUCGACGUCAAAGCAAUUAAACGUGUGAUGUGUACCAAAAAUCGCCCACAUUUAUCGGGGAAACCCAAAGUUUUAAUCCUCCAGUCUUGUCAAGGCACCAGAUGUCAAAAAAUUCAGUCAGAUGACGAUGACAUUGAAACAGACGGUCCUUCGUCACCUGUCCAAGAAUCAGUCCCGCCAAUAGCAGAUUUGUUCACUUUCUGGGCCACAGUUCCAGGCUAUGGUGCAAUAAGGAACAAAAAAACAGGAUCCUGGUUUAUUCAGUCCUUGUGCGGAAAAAUGAAAGAAUUGGGGCAUAAGUACCAUUUCGAUGAUAUCUGCACCAGUGUUAUAGGGGACGUAAGUAGGAAAAAAUGGUGCCAAGAGAAGGACGAAGUGGCAAUGGUGCCAGAAAAGGAGUCCACAUUCAGGAAACUGUUUUAUCUGCCACCCGUUAGAGUAACGCCGGCCAGCAGCGCCCCCAUGAACCCCAGUACGGUCAGGACCGACUCAACAGCCCCGUUGUAAAUGGGGAUAGUCGGGUCGUCCUGAAUCGUGUUCCACAGCACUUGCAUGUAGCACUGGACUUGGAUGAAGCCGCACGUGGAGAGGGCCCACCAGAAGGACCAUUUCAGGACGUAGCGGUUGGAGAAGGACUCCACCAGGUGCGUUUUCAUCAGAGUGAAAGCGUUGAGGAAUUUUCGCGAGUAGCGCUCGUCGAUUUCCCGGUGGAAGUAGAUGGUUUUUCGGACGGAAGGCAGGAAGAGGCUCCAGAGGGUGGCCGCCAGCAUGGACGAGAAGGUGAUGUAGUUCAAGUCGCGAUAGGUCGCGCUGUCGAGCGAGAUGAGCAAUUGGGCCACGAUGCCGGAGAUGGCGCGGCCAGCGAGGAUGGCAGCCCUGGUGUGCGAAGUCACCUGCUGGUAAAACUCUUUGGGGACUUUGGCGUAGAUGUAGGUGUAGUAGGCCACCUCCGUGGCCAUGAACGUGCCAUAGAAGACCUGUUAGUUGUGCAAUAGUUACAUCACAAGUUGCAAAAGGGAAAAUUUCCACUCAAAUACGCAAUUAUAAUAUUCCAUUGUGAACACAAAUUAGCCCAAUUAAAAUAUAUUCACUUAACACAGA